UACAUUUACAUUUUUAUCGAAUCGACUGAUAAUCGUUAGUUGAAAAACGACAUUUCUUCGACCGAAGAAAGAACGUGGCCAUUUACAAGGAAGAUACAGUUUACAGCGUCCAUUCCCGAAUGAUCCCCAAGACCCGGCGUGUUACAAAACCGGAAGAUGGUCCGUCUCUCUGACGUACUUGAUAAGAAUGGAGGGAAAAUUGACCGAAAGUCAGAUGGACCUCCUGGAAGUUAUGAUUGGCUCUGGACCGAAGCAUUUCAAACUUCUAUACAGCAUCACAAGAGACGCUUGCAACGCCACUGAAUUUCACCAAAGAUGUGACAACCAGGGUCCAACUGUGACUGUCCUUUACAACCCACAGGGUUCUGUGUAUGGGGGUUACGCGGGGCUGAGUUGACAGAGCUCCGGGGGUCACUUUAAAGAUGACACCUCCUUCAUCUUUCAAUUGAUGAGCUCGGGAGAACAUGUUGUUAAAACGUUCCGACCGACACAAAAUAGUAAUACAUUGUAUUUUGCGGCGCAGCGCAGUGCAGACUUUAAUGAUUUGGUCACUUUCACAGACUCUGUUUGUAGAAAUGAAGAUUGAACGUUUAACUUUAAUGGAAGACUUGCCUUAGGGAAUAGUUAUAAAAACAACAACAUAUCUAACGAAGCCAUCAACAACGGGAAUAUGGUUGUCACGGAGAUGGAAGUGUACGCUGUUUCCGGUGCAGAUGGCAAGAAACGUCAUCGACCUUGGCGGAAGUGCAGUGAUUUUAGUGACGAGUAUAUCAAACUAUUAACAGAAGAGUUAGCGCCAUUGAGACCACCCAAUGGAAGUGACGUCACCAACUUCUGUUUGCUGCUGAUUGGUCCUAUCAGUGGGGGGAAAUCGAGCUUCAUCAACGCAGUUCUUUCCGCUUUUGCCGGAAAAGUGAUACAAAAGGUUGCAGUUGGAGAGAGCGAGCAGGGGGUUACCAAAAGGUACGUUCCUUACCAAGUACGCCAGGCGGACGGUUCGCUUCUCCGGUUACACCUCUGUGACACACCGGGUCUUGGGGAGAGUUCUGGGAUGGAUGCAAUUAACUUGCACUUCCUUUUGGACGGUCAUUUACCGCAUUGGUAUGAGUUUUCCCCGUAUCGUCACGUAAGCCUAAGGAGCGUUGGUUUUAUUUCAAAACCUACACUUGCACAAGAAAUUCACAGCGUCGCUCUUGUGUUGGACACAUCGACAGUCAGUGAUUUGUCGCCGACAAUCAAGUGUAUGAUAAAUGACUGCAAACGAUUGAUAUUAGAGAAAGGCAUUCAGCUCGUUGUCAUUCUUACAAAAAUCGACAAACUUCACAAAGAUAUAGCAGACGAUCUUGCUGACGUUUUCAAGCAUCAAGUGGUCAAUGCCGCCGUUGAAAAAGUCAGCGAGAUGCUUGGUAUUCCACCAAACAAUGUUUUCCCAGUGAAAAACUACCACAGUGAGGUUGAAACGGAAGUGGCAGUACACGCGUUUGCUCUUAUGGCGCUCCGGAAGCUGAUCUGCAUGGCAUCAGAUGUAUUGGAGGAGCGCACUAACGACAGUGAUGAUAGAACAGCCGGAUCAGGCGAGGUGAAGGAAUCUGAUACUGCCUAGGGUGCUUAAAUCGAGAUGAAAUUUAAGAAGAAUCUCAAUUAAGUCUUAUUUUCAGCUUACCAACCACUAACAGUAUGUGUUGUCUUAUGCCGAGCGGACAUGCAUGCUUUGUAUAAAGCAAUUUCAAAGGACAAAAACGUUUUUGAAAACAUGACUUUUGUGUGUUUAGUUUUAAA
This is a messenger RNA of Mya arenaria, 1779 nucleotides long. RefSeq names its product interferon-induced protein 44-like. The transcript has 7 exons. Gene Ontology annotation, molecular function: GTP binding. The coding region runs from base 671 to 1603 and encodes 310 amino acids. The record is from RefSeq and is a predicted model, not a curated record. NCBI's taxonomy places the organism in Eukaryota, Metazoa, Mollusca, Bivalvia, Myida, Myidae.